AUGGAACUUUUAAACGAUUUCGAAUACGAUAAGAAAGAUUUGCUUGGUCAUGGCUCGUUUGCAAUGGUCUACAAGGGGCGAUAUAAAGCGAAACCCGACCAUCCAGUUGCGGUGAAAGUGUUCCAGAAGAAAAAUCUCGGCAGAAUCAAGGACCUCCUUGUCAAAGAGAUCAAAAUCAUGAAGGAAUUGAGUGAAAUCAAACACGAGAACUUGGUCUCAUUGCUGAAAUGCAUCGAAUCGCCGACUCAAAUUCUUCUCGUCAUUGAAUUUUGUGAUCACGGUGAUUUGGCUGAUUAUCUUCAAAAGAAGGGCACAUUGCGAGAAGUGGAAGUGCAAAAGUUGGCGAAACAAAUUGGCAACGCUCUCCACUCGAUGCACCAACGUGGAAUCAUGCAUCGAGACUUGAAACCGCAUAAUAUUUUGCUCACAAAUUCGAAAGCGAUUGUAAAGCCACAGUUCAACGAUUUAACAGUGAAAUUGGCGGAUUUCGGUUUCGCUCGUUUCUUGAGCGAUGGUCUGAUGGCAGUGACUUAUUGCGGAUCACCGAUCUACAUGGCUCCUGAGGUGAUAAUGGGUAAUCCGUACGACUCAAAAGCUGACCUCUGGUCCCUUGGAGUGAUCCUCUUUCAAGCGUUCAUUGGAAAACUCCCAUUCACGGCCAAAACGCCGCUUGAACUCCAGAAAUUCUACAAAACCCAGCCCAUUCUGUGCCCAUUUUUCACCGACUCGUGCCCAUUGUCGUUGAAAGAUCUUCUAACUAAAUUACUCACAAAGGAUCCCGAAACAAGAAUGGAUUUUGAGGGUUUCUUCGAGAACGAGUUUUUGAGAGUAGAGAAGUUUUCGAAGGGUUCGGAUCACUUUGGCACACCGAAGAGUCGACCAAGUACGAGUCGAGAAAUUGAGAUGGCAAAAGAGCCUUUUCUCACCUCUUUUCACAUUGUUGAUCCGCCUACAACAAGCAAAGUCACAUUGAAUGUGCGAACUACAAAAAAUCUCGUUAAGCAACUACCCCCUUUUUUGAUGCGAAUGAGCAAGAAGGACGAUUUUGUGUUUGUCGAGACGCCGGACUCUUAUCAAAAGAUUUUGUUUCAGAAGUUUUCAACAACGGAUUCGAAAAGCUCAACAAUUCUCCCGGUUCCCCACCAAAAACGAGCAUUUGAUGAGAUUGAGAGAAGGCGCUUGAAGGCACAAGGAAAAAGCUCUCCUGCUAUCAGCUCAAACGCGGAUAAGUUAUUUGAACGAUUGACCUUGCCAAGAAAGUUUCAUUCAAUCGCUCUAAGCACAUCAAUACCGAAUGACGAGAAGAGAUCACCUCAACCACUGAACACCGACUUUCUGUUACCCAAUGAACAUCAUGAGGCCUUAGAAAAGCUUCAAUUUCUUUUUGCAAUUGUUGAAAUUGUUGAUGAUAUCGUUGAGUCAAAGGAUAGCGCUUUAAGCAGCUUUGGAGUCGAUAAGUUUAACAAUCAAAUUGAUUGCAAAGUGGAUCAAAAAGAAAAACGAUUGAUACUCUCGUUGUGGUCACUGAAGCAACUGAGCGCUGGUUUUCAGUACGCACAGAGCAAAACCUCUUCCGGCACUCUCCACCCAACACCCGCUACUCAACAAGUUCUAAACGAUCUCAAUCAUCGUUACCGAUCGAAUCUAAACAAAGUGAAGGAGCUAAUCUCGAUGGGAUUCUCUCAAAAAUACACCGAAUCAUCGGAAACGAUCCUCUACAAAACUUCAAUCGAAUUGAUCAAAUCAGCUACCAGUGAUGAUAUUUUUGAGAAUCGACAACUCGCCGAGCAAAAAUAUCGAAGGGCUUCUCUAUUAUUGCAUUUCCUUUGCGAGUCCAAUCCCAAUACAGUACUCUUUCACUUCAGAGAUCUGUUAGAGAAAAGAUUGUACAAAACUCAC
Mesorhabditis belari is the source of this 1899-nucleotide messenger RNA. The record is from the annotation of a GenBank genome assembly. Lineage: Eukaryota; Metazoa; Nematoda; Chromadorea; Rhabditida; Rhabditidae.